Molecule: messenger RNA, 2115 nt
Organism: Monopterus albus (swamp eel)
Lineage: Eukaryota; Metazoa; Chordata; Actinopteri; Synbranchiformes; Synbranchidae
Gene: elovl4a
Product: ELOVL fatty acid elongase 4a
Exons: 7
Coding region: 246-1202 (318 amino acids)
Biological process (GO): very long-chain fatty acid biosynthetic process; fatty acid elongation, polyunsaturated fatty acid; sphingolipid biosynthetic process
Cellular component (GO): endoplasmic reticulum; endoplasmic reticulum membrane
Molecular function (GO): fatty acid elongase activity
Source: RefSeq, a predicted model, not a curated record
UCAGAGGAAGAAUUCACUGAAUCAAACGCGCAGCAGAGGAUAGUAUGGUCCAUUAAGAAAGUCACUCCAUCGCCGGUUUUUCAACGGCCUGUUUAUUUCACUCUGAACACGGAACUAAUAAUCGAUUCGUAGAAAACCAGAUCAGACAAGACGGAUUAACGCACACUGAACGACCUUGCACUGAAUGUCACAAUUGACGGAUUUUUUAUUUAAAGCCCCGACACGGUAAGGUCACCGGCCAGGCCAUGGAGAUUGUCACACAUUUAAUUAAUGACACCAUAGAACUAUACAAAUGGACCCUCACAAUUGCAGACCAGCGAGUGAAGAAAUGGCCUCUGAUGGACAGCCCCUUGCCCACGUUGGCCAUCAGCACCUGUUACCUGCUGUUCCUCUGGCUGGGGCCCAAAUACAUGAAAAACAGAGAGCCUUUCCAGCUCCGCAAAACCCUCAUUGUCUACAACUUCAGUAUGGUCAUCCUCAACUUCUUCAUCUUUAAAGAGCUGUUUAUGGCGACACGGGCAGCGGGCUACAGUUACAUUUGCCAACCAGUGGACUAUUCAGAUGACCCCAAUGAAAUCAGGGUGGCAGGAGCUCUAUGGUGGUAUUUCAUCUCCAAAGGCAUCGAGUACCUGGACACAGUGUUUUUCAUUCUGAGGAAAAAAUGCAACCAGGUUACUUUCCUGCAUGUCUACCACCACUGCACCAUGUUCACGCUGUGGUGGAUCGGUAUCAAAUGGGUGGCAGGAGGACAGUCAUUCUUUGGUGCACACAUGAAUGCACUGGUUCAUGUCUUGAUGUAUCUGUAUUAUGGACUGGCCUCCUGUGGACCUAAGGUCCAAAAGUACCUUUGGUGGAAGAAGUAUUUGACUAUCAUUCAGAUGAUUCAGUUCCACUUCACCAUCGGCCACACAGCCUUGUCCCUCUAUGUCAACUGCAACUUUCCCCACUGGAUGCACUACUCCCUCAUCUGCUACGCCAUCACCUUCAUCAUUCUCUUCGCCAACUUCUACUAUCAGACCUACCGCCGUCAGCAGCCCAGACGUGACACCUCCUCAUCUAAAGCAGGCAGGGCUCUUUCUAACGGGACCUUCAGUGGGCUCAGCAAGGCUGCCAAUGGAAUAAUAAUGAUGGGGAGCAAAGAGGAGAUCUCCCAGGAGAACUCUGGGAGGAGAAAGAGAAAAGGAAGAGCUAAAAGAGAUUAGAGGAAGUGGACUGAGAGAGGUAAGCAUGAGGUAGGGACUUUCUUUGGGUUCUAGGUUGCUAGCUCUAAAAAGAAUUCAUUUGAGGAAGACGAUGGAUGGAUGUGUUAGGAUAUGAUUUGUUUAUUGAAGUCAUGAUCUGAGUUGUUGAUAAAACUUGAGACAGGCCUGUGUUGAGAAAGGCUGGUUCUGUUAGUGAGAGAUGACAAAGGUCAUGCCUAAGGUGACCGUUAUCACAAAUAACCCAAAAUACUGUAGUGUCUGGUAUGAGAUAGAACUUAGUAUUCCAUCUCUUUAUUGUUGUGCCCAGUUCUGUAAAUCUGGUUCAAAAAGAGCGACUCUCAGCUGCUACAAACUGAGCCUGAAAAGGAAACACUGCAGUGUACCACGGAGGCCCAUUUGGCAUGCUGGGAAAGGGUAGCAUAUACCAUUGUUUUUAGUGAUCACCGCUGUACUGAGACAGGAAUACACACCAUAAUUAACGCACAAACAUUUAUAUUUGAGCUUGAUAUCUUUUGUUGUUCACCUUUACACCUGUACAGUAUCAUGUCAUAUUAUAUACUAUAUCUUAUUCAAGCUAUUAUUGAUGUUACAUGAGUGAGCUUUAAGUUUACUAAAAAGAAAGCCUUUGCAGUUAUCAACUUAUUUGUGAAGACUGAGUUGUCUUAUUUAUUCUUAUUUAUUUUGGGUCACAGAAUCUCACUUUUGAGUUUUCAUCCACUGGUUACAUUCUAAAGAAUCAAUAUUUUUAGGUAGGAUGUUCAAAAAAAGAAAAAUACAUUUCUAACACUUUGAGACUUGGAUUGUUACAUCACUGGUUUUUCAUGGGAUAACCAUCUACUAAUGAUCAUAGAGGGUUAAAAAUCAGAAAAAGUUGGGACCGUAGGUGAAAUCUAAAUUAAAUGUGAAAAUAGUG